GGUGAGGGUCCAGGAGGGGGCGGAGUAUCGGGAAGGUAAACAAACAGUGUGGAGACGCCGGGCGGGGACUGCCAGGCCCUCUCUAGCUCUCUCAGCCAUCAACCAUGUCGUUAUCCCUGAGCGAGGAGCACAAGAGACACUUGUCGUUACUGGUGCACCACGACACGACGGUAGUUAAGGAGUUCUGUCGCCUCGCCACCCAGUUUGUUAAGCAUGGCGUCAACCACAGAGUGUUUACCUCUGCUGCCACCAAGCUGGGAGUUCUCCCCACACAGGUGGAGGAUGCCAUCAAAGCACUUGUUUUCCUACUCUCUCACUGUACUCAGGCGGCCACUUCACAGUCGGAAUUCCAAGAACUUACCAUUUCACUGGGCUUCAAUGAAGCUGCAGUCAGUGUCUUGACUGAUGUUUACACUCAACAUGAAGUGGAAUUAAAGGAUUAUUUAAAAACAAUGGGAGUCAAGAUACUACAGUACCACAAUUUAGAGUGGAGGUUUGACAUCCUAGUUGGCUCUCGAACGCUUAGUCACAUAGCUGAACCUCUCAUCACACUAGAGCUCUCCUUGGACACAAAUACUCUUUCAGGUUCCCAAGAUGAAGAUGGUGAUGGAGAUCAACAAUCAAAGCAAGUGUGUGACAAACUACUACUGCAGGCAGAUCCCAACAACUUAGUACACAUGACAAAUAUCCUUGAAGAGGCCCUCCGUGAAGCCCAUACACACCACUCUCGUCGUAUUCACAGAUACCUAAAAUAGUCUAGUAAAAGCUAUUACAAUAUACUCUAAUGUACUAUGAUACCAUUCAUACCUCUCAAAUAUGAAGGGCUAAUUGUUCCUAAGAUUUGUUAUACAAGAUAGAAAAGUCAUUACUUUAUUAAUUUUGUAUUCACUGUGUUAAGGCAUUGCAGCAAUUUUGCCUUUGUUGCAUUAUCAUGUGUUACGAUUCAAAAUGGUAUUAAUUUUGCAUUUCUUUAAAUAUUUACAGUUUAAUUGCAAAGUGUAAUAAUUAAGUAAACAAAAUACUGUACAGUAAAACUUUACAGGUGAUACAUUCAGUCGAUGUGAUGGGACCAAGUAAGUUGUACUUUAAUGUGGUAUAUUUCCUGUGAUUAUAAUUAUUAAUAAAUAUAAAGUUAU
This is a messenger RNA of Procambarus clarkii (red swamp crayfish), 1136 nucleotides long. NCBI's taxonomy places the organism in Eukaryota, Metazoa, Arthropoda, Malacostraca, Decapoda, Cambaridae. The record is from RefSeq and is a predicted model, not a curated record.